AAAGCUAGCCGAGCAAGCGCCGCCGCGGCUUAUACGCGCCGCUAGCGCACGUAUAGCCUUUUCCACGCGCGUGGGCUGCAGCCCUGUCUGAUCGCUGAGCGAGCACACGCUGCGCCGCGCCGCCGCUGAAGCCACCCAAAAAGAGGUCAGCUGCGCCCUCGCGCCGCGCCGCGCACGCCGCCGACGCCGCGCGCCGCCGACGCAAUGGCGGCCACGGCCCCCCAAACACCGCUCCUCCUCGACCCCUCCAUCCGCGACUGGGUCGUGCUCCCGAUGGUGGCCAUCAUGGUGCUCAUGAAUUUGAUGCGCCACUACGCGCAGCAGGCCAUGAAGGACUCGAAGCCCAUCGACGCGACGGAGAUGCAGCAGAAGCAACUAUUAUCACGAGCUGCUAGAAUAAGGACGCGGGGCUCGCGCUUGCUCCCGUCCGAAUCAUUUAAUGCCAGAAAAGCCUACUUCGUCGACAAGGACAAAGGUUUGUUAGCAAAGAAGCCCAAGAAAGCCACAAAAAAACCGAUGGACCCCAUGGCCAUGAUGGACGGCAUGAAAGGAAAUAUGUUAUAUAUGGUGCCGAACAUGCUGAUGAUGACGGUGAUUAGCUUCUUCUUCUCGGGUUUCGUGCUCGUGAAGGUGCCGUUCCCCGUGACGCAGCGCUUCAAGCAGAUGCUGCAGCGAGGGGUCGAUCUGGCGACGCUGGAUACGUCGUACGUAUCAUCGUUGUCGUGGUAUUUUUUACUGAUGUUUGGACUGCGAGGUUUUUUGCGAGUCGUAUUGGGCGAGGACCCUGAUGCGAUGGACGCCAAUAGAGAGAUGCAGAUGCAGAUGGGCAUGGGCAUGGGCGGCGGCGGGCCGCAAGGGUUUGAUGCUGCUCCUGCGUAUAAACACGAGAGGGAGGAGCUGCAGAUGGCGCAGCACUCCUGGGUCUUGGAGGAUGCGGAGCUGCAGCUGUGCGGGGCCGCCGUGGCGGCGCGCGUGCAGAACGCGGCGCUGGGCGCUCGUCCCGUGAAGAAGGCGGGCGCGCGCGUGAAGAAGGUCCGGCGCGUGAAGAAGUGAGGGUGUGCAUAACUUAUCUAGAGUAUUA
Molecule: messenger RNA, 1081 nt
Organism: Pelagomonas calceolata
Lineage: Eukaryota; Pelagophyceae; Pelagomonadales; Pelagomonadaceae
Source: the annotation of a GenBank genome assembly